UUCUCAAUCAAGCGUUAGGGUUUCAUGGCAAUAAAGGCUAUGGAGACGUUACAGGAUCUGAUCGAAGAAGCAAAGCUUCGUACUGUGUGGUGGGCUAUUUGUAUUUUCGCUAUCACUUACAUCUUAACCCACACCAGUAAAUCAAUGUGGAUGAAUGUUCCUAUAGCAGUUUUUCUGGUAUCAGGGGUUCAUAUUUUAUUAAACGAAGUGGAUUUCCAUUGGAAGAUCAGGAAACCCCGCGGACAUUCAUAUUUGGCACACCUCGAGAAAAAACAACUGUCUGUGAAUGAUUCUCGUCUUUCCACCCUGCCUCCCCUGCCUAAAUGGAAGAGGAAGAUUGAUUCUCCAGUAGUCGAGGCUGCUAUGGAGGAUUUUGUUAAAAAGCUGUUGCAAGAAUUUGUGGUUGAUCUGUGGUAUUCUGAUAUAACGCCUGACAAGGAAGCACCACAGCUGAUACAUGCAAUUCUUAUGGAUGUUUUUGCCGAAAUUUCCACAAGAGUCAAAGACAUAAACCUAGUUGACAUGCUAACGAGGGAUGUAGUUGAUCUAGUAGGGGAUCAUCUAGAGCUUUUCAGGAAAAACCAAGCUGCUAUUGGCAGGGAGGUUAUGGUGACACUAUCUUCUGAUGAAAGAGAUGAAAGGUUGAAACACCAUCUCAUGACUUCUAAGGAGCUUCAUCCAGCUUUGAUAUCACCCGAGAGUGAGUACAAGUUUCUUAAGCGGAUUAUGGGGGGAGUUUUGGCCGCAGUGCUCAGACCACGAGAAGCUCAAUGCCCUUUAGUUCGAUGCAUUGCACGGGAGCUUAUAACAUGCUUGAUAAUGGAACCUGUAAUGAGAUUUGCAAGCCCUGGGCAUAUCAAUGAGUUGCUUGAGAUUAUUUUCUUAGCCAACAAUAACAAGGGAGAGACAGAGGCAGGUGAUCAGUCAUCUAAUGUCGUGGGUCCUACCCAGAAUCAGACCCAGAAUCAAUCUGCUGCUACAAACAUUGUAAAACCUCCAGAGUCUGCUUCCACAAAAAGUGGCUCCUCUUCUGGUCAAAUGAGUGGUCAGACUUUGUCUACACCUAACAACCAAAAGGAAGCACUUCUAAACCCAUCUGGUACAAUCGUUAGUGGCCCAGUUCAAGAUGAACCAUUGCAUGCACGGACCUCUGAUUGGGCUCGGGUUCUUGAGGCAGCUACCCAGAGAAGGACAGAAGUUCUCCAGCCAGAAAAUCUUGAAAAUAUGUGGACCAAAGGAAGAAACUAUAAGAAGAAAGCUCAGAAGAAUGUUGCUCCAGGACAUCAACCUCCUAGCAUAAAUGGUUCAGGAAUAAGCAGUGUUAUCAACAGAAAAGAUCUAGGGAAGGAAAUAUCACCCCAUAAACCCGAGAUUUCCACCAGCAUAGGUAAGACUGCAGCACAGAUCCCGCCAGGGCCUUAUGCGGAUGAUCAACAAAAAGACCCAAAUCUUGAUGCUAAUGGUUUGUCUGAUCAAGUCAAGACACCAGCUCUUUGUGAUUUAGAUAAUGAAAAUUCUAAUGGAAGUAGCAUAUGUGAUCUGAACAUUCAAACCCAGCCUGAAAAUAAAUCUCCAAUCCAAGUCGGUGGAUCCAUCAUCUCGGAGUUCUAUAGUGCGAAUGCUGGGAGAGAUAGUGAUGCACUUAAUGUUAAUAGUGCUUCUGAUAAGGGAUCACGCAGUGAAGGAUAUGUUCCCAAGCUUAAGUGUCGGGUUCUAGGAGCAUACUUUGAGAAUAUUGAUUCAAAAUCCUUUGCAGUCUAUUCGAUUGCGGUGACGGAUGCUGGUAAUAAGACUUGGUUUGUAAAAAGAAGAUACAGGAAUUUUGAGAGAUUACACCGCCAUCUUAAGGACAUUCCCAAUUAUACGUUACAUUUGCCACCUAAAAGGAUACUCUCGUCUAGCACAGAGGAUGCAUUUGUUCAUCAACGUUGUAUACAGCUUGAUAAAUAUCUUCAAGACCUUUUGUCUAUAGCUAAUAUUGCUGAGCAACAUGAAGUGUGGGACUUCUUGAGCAUGAAUUCAAAGAGUUACUCUUUUGGAAGGUCGUCAUCAAUGGUGAGAACCUUAGCAGUCAAUGUGGACGAUGCUGUGGAUGAUAUUGUACGUCAGUUUAAAGGAGUUUCAGAUGGUCUAAUGCGGAAAGUUGUUGGCCCUUUGUCCCCUUCUGGAGCUUCUGCUUCAGCUGCAAACAGAACCGUGCCAUGGAAGGCUGAAGAACCAUCUGAUUCAGUGUUAAAGCAAACUACCUUGGACACGACUAACAAUCUUUCUGAUAAUGAGGAAGGUGACAAAGAUCGGACACCUCAGCAUGAGGAAAUGGAGUCUGCUGCACAAGCUAAUGGGCAGCAUUUGGACAAUGAGUUGAACUCAAAAGUAUUCCCACCCAGGGUCCUCAAAAGUGAUGAACUGAAUAGAAGCUUGGAAUUAGACAAGAAAAAUAUUUCAGAGGUGCGAUCUGAAAUACUCAGCCUGGCUGCAAAUUUUCCUUCAAAUUCUGGUCUGAAGGAAGAUCCACUUGGUGUGCCAGCAGAGUGGACCCCAACAAAUGUAAGUGUUCCUUUGCUAAAUUUGGUAGACAAGAUAUUUCAACUCAACAGAAGAGGCUGGUUAAGACGGCAAGCGUUUUGGAUAUCAAAGCAAAUUUUGCAGCUGAUUAUGGAAGAUGCCAUUGAUGACUGGCUCAUAAGGCAAAUUCAUUGGCUCAGAAGAGAUGACAUUGUUGCUCAAGGGAUUCGGUGGAUCCAAGAGGUUCUGUGGCCUGAAGGUAUAUUUUUUCUGAAACUAAAUAGAAGUCAAAUGGAUUCUUCUCAACCAAACGAAGGAUCUUCUCGGACUACAUCUGGCAGUAAGGGUAAUAAACAAGCGUCUUUCGAGGAGCAACUUGAGGCUGCUCGUAGAGCUAGCGAUAUCAAGAAGAUGAUAUUCAAGGGAGCACCAACUACAUUGGUCAGCUUGAUCGGACAUAAGCAAUACAAACGAUGUGCUAAAGACGUAUAUUAUUUUCUCCAGUCUGCUGUGUGUUUGAAGCAACUUGGCUACGGUUUACUUGAACUUGCACUUAUAACGGUUUUCCCGGAGCUGCAAGAUGUCAUAUCAAACGUUCAUGAGAAGAGAAAAUCCGAGCCGCUGUAGAUAUAUGGCUUUACUUAGAUCACAAAGUUUUCAUGUUUAGGUUGACAGAGAUUGCAAAUUUAUUUAUUGAUGUAUAGCAGGGAAAACAAUAUUUCUACUCGUCGUUGUUGGAGUAGAGAUAAGGUCUAUGUAAAUCCUAUUCUUUCCGAAUCCUACUCAUAUGUGAGAUUCCCUUGGAUGGCUUUGU
Molecule: messenger RNA, 3319 nt
Organism: Cynara cardunculus var. scolymus (artichoke)
Lineage: Eukaryota; Viridiplantae; Streptophyta; Magnoliopsida; Asterales; Asteraceae
Exons: 15
Coding region: 25-3132 (1035 amino acids)
Molecular function (GO): phosphatidylinositol binding
Source: RefSeq, a predicted model, not a curated record